AUGGCUAGUAUCAAAGAGAGAGAUGAGAUAGCUUUGUCUCAAAACACUAUCGCAUUAAAAGGAUUUGCUCUUGCAAUACAGCUUGUAAUGGUUGCAGCGGUUCCGGCGUUGACUGAGGUUGUGCAAGAUUCGUGUUCUUCAUCUGAUUCUGAUAGUGAAGAUAUUGAUGGAAGUGGGCGAGAUAUUUUUACAAAGAAACGGACUCUCAAUCCGGCACAUGCACGGAAUUUGGACAAGAGAACUGAUGUUAUUGUUCAUAGCAUCUUGGUUCAAGAUCCAGAGCGACCUAUUGAUGAGGCCAUUUUAGUUCGGCAUGAUGAAGUUCAUGAUUCAAGAGUUGAUAACUUGGUCGAGGCCAUCAGGCGUAACUAUCAAUUCAAUAAUUCGUGUUUCCGCGGUGGGAUUAGAAAGAUUGAUGUUGUUCAUAUGCGAGAAAAGGUCAAAUCAUCUGCAAAGUGUAAGAGACCAAAGAAGGAUAUUACUACUUCGUCGGAAGCUGAGAACAGUGUCAUCGUUGACCUUGUGCUUGACAAAAUCAAACCUCAGAUUGAUGUACUGGAAUCCAACAUUAAGAUAGGUUCAUCUCGUGUUGAUGCCAUAGAGGGGGGUGUUCGUAAACAAGUUGAGACGUUGUUGGGUAAGUUUAAGGGGGAAAUGCUUUCAUCUCUUAAGGAUAUCGUUUCAGAAGUUUGUAAAGACCACCUUGCUGCGCAUAACGGCCCGGGAAAUUAUCAACCGUCUUCUCCGACAAAUUUAAUCGUUCCCAGAUGUCAUACCAGCCAUGUUGCCGACGCAAAUGCAAAGACAAUCGAAAACGUUCUACGUGACACUAGUCAAUACUCUACACCUCCCCGCUCGAACCGUAUAUGUGAGUCCGUUAAUCCUACUCCGACGAAGAAACAACAGGUUGAAUCCGGCAAUGUAUGUGGAACUCCGGUAAUUCAGUCAGGUGCGCAAUCAGCUAAUAGCGAGAAUCGAUCGAGGCAACAGUCAUUCCAACAAAAGUUGACUCCGCAAAAUAACAAAGACAACAUUGCAGAUGAACCUUCCUUUUCGCUUGGUCUAACUCAGGAUGAACAGAUUCAAGAAGACAUCCCUAUUUUGGGACAAACUUGUCCUGACCAUGUACAGUUGUCUCACACGAAUGUGGAUGACAAUAUAGAAGGAAUUUCAUCGUCACGUAGAAGUAAGAGGCAAAAGACGGUUCCAUCGGGUCUUGUAGAGGAUUACCUUUGUGGGCCUCAUUUAUUGUCAAGGGCUAAGGAAUCUCAGAGGAGCAUAUUUGCGACACUUGAUAUUUCAGAGUUGGUAAGGAAGUUCACGAAUCUGGAGUACAAAAUGAAGUCAAAUUUUGUGAUCAACGUUUCUGGUUUAGCUGUGUCUAGAAGGGAAAUUCUGCUAAUUUGUGAGAGGCAACGAAAUUACACUGCCAAGGUUGUUGAUAUUCUUAUUAGAGUUUUACGGUCGGUUAUUUUGGAUCAGUUACCUUCUGAAGGUUCACAGAGUGCUGAGUUUCUUGAUACCAAGUUUGGUGCUGCUAUAAUGAAGAACUUUCCCAGGUUUCUUAAGAGUAAGAACAAGGAGUCCUACAUAUUUCCAAAAUCAUUGAGUGGUAUUUUCCCAACCAAAGAAGCUCCAAAGGUCAAUCCAAGAAAGUAUUAUUUUCCUUUAAAUGUUGGGAACAAACAUUGGGUUGGUAUUUGUUUUGACGCUGUGUGUGGGACUGUCACCAUCCUAGAUUCAUGCUUGGCAUUGCACAAGCAGAAGGCGUUAGAGAAGAUAAUUACCCCUGUCAUACAAAUGUUACCGUAUCUUGCUAGAUAUGCUUCUCUUGACAUUGAAACUGAUCCGGUUAUUCAGUGUUAUGAUGUUGCUAGGCCAAAAUCAGUCGUCCAGAUUAAGAAUGAAGCCGAUUCUGGUUUGAUGUCUUUGCUCUUUAUGGCGAGGCAUGCUUUAUAUGGACCAGAAGCUUGUAAGAAUAUUGGUGAUGAUGUGCUCGUAGAGAAGAGUAAGAGUGCAGCAAUACUGGCGUAUGAGUUCAAGGAAAAGUUAUAG
Messenger RNA from Brassica napus (rape), 2055 nucleotides. RefSeq lists its product as uncharacterized. The transcript has 6 exons. Gene Ontology annotation, molecular function: cysteine-type peptidase activity. The coding region runs from base 1 to 2055 and encodes 684 amino acids. Gene Ontology annotation, biological process: proteolysis. NCBI's taxonomy places the organism in Eukaryota, Viridiplantae, Streptophyta, Magnoliopsida, Brassicales, Brassicaceae. The record is from RefSeq and is a predicted model, not a curated record.